Molecule: messenger RNA, 3145 nt
Organism: Arabidopsis arenosa
Lineage: Eukaryota; Viridiplantae; Streptophyta; Magnoliopsida; Brassicales; Brassicaceae
Source: the annotation of a GenBank genome assembly
CAAGAAACCGUCAAAACACGAAUGGAAUAGAGUUCGUUUCGUGAUGCUUGCUUGCUCUAUUUUCAAGUCACGUCGGACCGAUGUUUGAGGAAAAGAUUAUGGAUAUUGGUGAAGAUGUAAAAUCUUUCAACUCUUCUGAUACUAAAGUUGAUCCAGCAGUACCUGCAUCUUUGACAUGGCAAAGAAAGAUAGACAGUGACGCAAAGCCUCCCCGGGAAUUCAAUCUGACUGCUAAAGAGAUUUUUCAGCUGGCUCCUGUUGGCAUUCGGUUAUGGUUUCUUUGCAGAGAAGAAGCUGCUAAAGGAAGGUUGGCCUUCAUAGAUCCAUUCUCUAGGCACUCUGUAACAUCUUCCCAUGGUGUUCCACUUGGAGGUAUUGGUGCUGGUAGCAUAGGAAGGAGUUUUCAAGGUGAAUUCCAGCGAUGGCAGCUAUUCCCUCCAAAAUGUGAAGAUGAUCCAGUUCUAGCAAAUCAAUUCUCAGCAUUUGUUUCACGUGCCGAUGGUAAAAAGUACUCGACCGUUUUAUGUCCUAGGAAUCCAAAGCUCGGAAAACAAGAUUCGGAAUCAGGAAUUGGUUCCUGGGACUGGAAUCUGAAAGGAGACAAGUCUACAUACCAUGCUUUAUAUCCAAGGUCUUGGACAAUGUAUGAGGGUGAACCUGAUCCAGAGCUUAGGAUAGUUUGUCGUCAAGUUUCACCAUUUAUACCUCACAACUACAAAGAAAGCAGCUUUCCUGUAUCUGUUUUCACUUUCACACUUCAUAAUCUUGGAAACACUACUGCGGAUGUGACAUUGCUCUUCACUUGGGCGAAUUCUGUUGGAGGAGACUCAGAGUUCUCAGGUGGCCACUACAACUCCAAAAUAAUGAUGAAUGAUGGAGUCCAGGGUGUGCUCUUACAUCAUAAAACCGCAAACGGAUUACCAUCAUUGUCAUAUGCGAUUUCAGCUCAGGCGACUGAUGGUGUUAGUGUCUCAGCCUGCCCAUUUUUCAUAGUAUCUGGAAAGCAGAAUGGAAUCACAGCAAAAGAUAUGUGGCAAGCUGUCAAAGAGAAUGGUUCUUUUGAUCACUUCAAGGCUUCUGAGGCGUCAAUGCAGUCAGAGCACGGGUCAUCGAUUGGGGCAGCAGUAGCAGCUUCUUUAACAGUCCUACCGGGAGAGUCACGCAUUGUCACAUUUUCUCUGUCUUGGGACUGUCCUGAAGUGCAGUUUCCUAGUGGUAAAAUUUAUUCCCGGCGUUACACAAAGUUUUAUGGCAAUCAUGGUGAUGCUGCAGCACAAAUUGCACAUGAUGCUAUUCUUGGACAUAGUCAAUGGGAGUCCUGGAUAGAAAAUUGGCAAAGACCAAUACUUGAAGACAAAAGACUACCUGCAUGGUACCCUGUCACUCUCUUCAACGAGCUUUAUUACCUUAAUUCAGGAGGAACUCUUUGGACAGAUGGAUCAUCCCCAGUACAUAGCUUGGCAGGAGUCAGAGAAAAUAAGUUCUCACUUGAUAAAUCCCAACUCGGUCUGAAGAAUGAUAUCGAGGUACCACAUCAGAAUGAUACAGCUAUCUCUGUCCUUGAAAAGAUGGCUUCUACACUUGAGCAACUUCAUGCAUCAACAGCAUCAAACUCUGCAUUUGGCACAAAAUUACUUGAAGAAGGAGAAGAGAACAUUGGACACUUCCUUUACUUAGAAGGCAUUGAAUAUCGUAUGUGGAACACUUAUGAUGUUCAUUUCUAUGCAUCUUUUGCACUAGUGAUGCUUUUUCCAAAACUGGAACUUAGUAUCCAGAGAGACUUUGCUGCUGCGGUGAUGCUACACGAUCCCACUAAAGUGAAAACUCUUAGCGAGGGACAAUGGGUUCAAAGGAAGGUUCUUGGUGCAGUUCCUCAUGACUUAGGCAUCAAUGACCCUUGGUUUGAAGUCAAUGGAUAUACUCUUCACAAUACAGAUCGUUGGAAAGAUUUGAACCCCAAAUUCGUCCUCCAGGUGUACCGGGAUGUAGUUGCCACAGGCGACAAAAAGUUUGCAUCAGCGGUCUGGCCUUCAGUGUAUGUUGCAAUGGCAUAUAUGGCUCAGUUUGACAAAGAUGGCGAUGGAAUGAUUGAGAACGAAGGAUUUCCAGAUCAGACUUAUGAUACAUGGUCCGCGUCUGGUGUAAGCGCUUACUGUGGUGGACUUUGGGUGGCUGCACUGCAAGCUGCAUCCGCAUUGGCACGCGUAGUUGGUGACAAGAACUCUCAAGACUAUUUCUGGUCAAAGUUUCAGAAAGCAAAACUUGUAUAUGAAAAGAAGUUGUGGAAUGGAUCUUAUUUUAACUAUGACAACAGUGGAAGUCAGUAUAGCUCAUCUAUCCAAGCUGAUCAACUAGCUGGUCAAUGGUACGCGAGAGCAUCAGGGCUUUUGCCUAUAGUAGAUGAAGAUAAGGCAAGAACUGCCUUGGAGAAAGUUUAUAACUUCAAUGUGAUGAAGAUUAAAGAUGGGAAACGUGGGGCUGUAAAUGGGAUGCAUCCCAAUGGAAAAGUUGAUACAGCAUCGAUGCAAUCACGAGAGAUAUGGUCCGGUGUUACAUAUGCGUUGUCUGCAACAAUGAUCCAAGAAGGUCUAGUUGAUAUGGCGUUUCAGACUGCAAGUGGUGUCUAUGAAGCUGCCUGGUCUGAAGCCGGACUCGGGUACUCCUUUCAGACACCUGAAGCGUGGAAUACGAAUGAUGAGUAUAGAUCACUGACUUACAUGCGUCCCCUUGCAAUAUGGGCUAUGCAAUGGGCACUAACAAAAACCAAUCAAAAACAGCAACAACUUGGUCUUGAACCAGAACAAGAACCAGAAGUAGAGACUAACUCUUUAAUGAAACAUGAUAUCGGGUUUUCCCGGGUUUCUAGACUUCUGAAUCUACCUAAUGAAGCAUCAGCCAAAAGCACACUGCAGACUUUGUUCGACUAUACUUGCAGGAGAAUAAUGUCAUAGAUUCAUUUUGCACUUAUUUAUGCAAUCACUCAUUGUUUCCGUACAUUACGGCCUGAUUAGUAACAAUUGCUUGUUGGAUUGUCGAAAGUUCAACCACUAUACUAUAAUACUUUCAGCACAACAGAUUUAUCGUUCCUAAUAUUGACAAGGUAGUUCCAGUAUUCAAAGGAUAAACAUAAACAUGUGUUUCUAGA